This is a messenger RNA of Exophiala viscosa, 1391 nucleotides long. RefSeq names its product methylisocitrate lyase. Bases 272 to 1168 code for a protein of 298 amino acids. The record is from RefSeq and is a predicted model, not a curated record. Gene Ontology annotation, molecular function: catalytic activity. Lineage: Eukaryota; Fungi; Ascomycota; Eurotiomycetes; Chaetothyriales; Herpotrichiellaceae. The transcript has a single exon.
GCAGCUGUGGUGCAUUAUUUCACAGAGAACCCCCGCAAGCGGGCCAGCCGGGCCACGACUGGGAACCAUGCGCUGACUGACGAGAGUGCGUGGGAUCUACCCAUUUUGAUGUGUCGUGAGUUGUCCUUGUUCGGAAUAUGAAACCAGCUGAUGUACCGCUUUUCUCCCAACUUUCGGGUUACAAUAGAGCCUAUGGCCGACAGAUCUCACACACUCCAUAAUAGAACCAAAUUCAGGUUGGUUCAAGACGGCAUUCUCUCCAGCAAAAACAAUGGCAGACCCUUCUUCUACACGCCUACGCCAAAUGCUCGCGGACCCUGAAAAGAUCGUUGUGUGCCCGGGAGUCUACGACGGCAUCAGUGCACGUCUGGCACUGAAUGCAGGCUUCGACGCUCUCUACAUGACUGGUGCAGGCACGAGCAUGUCGCGUCUCGGCAUGGCCGACUUGGGCCUGGCCACGAUGACCGAGAUGAAAAACAACGCGGAGAUGAUCUCCAACCUCGACCGGUCCGUGCCUGUCAUCGCAGACGCAGACACCGGGUACGGAGCGCCCAUCAACGUGGGCAGGACGGUCGCAGCAUACAUUGCGGCCGGGGUCGCGGCCUUCCAUCUGGAAGACCAAGUCGUCAACAAAAAAUGUGGGCAUCUAGCCGGCAAGCAAUUGGUGUCAAAGGAUGAGUAUCUGACUCGCAUCCGGGCCGCGGUUGAGAUGAGGAGACGGCUCCAGUCGGACAUCAUCAUCAUCGCACGGACCGACGCACUCCAGUCGCUGGGCCUGGAGGAAGCUCUCGUCAGACUCCAAGCUGCGGUCGACGCAGGCGCAGACGUCGCGUUCCUCGAGGCAAUCUCUACGCGGGAACAGGCCGAGGCCGUGUGCCGAGCCUUCAAGGACAGCAGCGUGCCCGUCAUGUACGGGAUGGUGCAAGGAAGCAAGGCGUACAAAAUGACCCCGACUGAAGCAAAGAACAUGGGCUUCAAGAUUAUCGUGUACGCUGCUGUCUGUCUGGCUCCGACGUUUUUGUCGGUUUCCAAGGCGUUGGAAACAUUGAAAGAGGAUGGGGAUUGUGAGAAAUACGGUCCUGAAGCAAAUCCACAUCGCCUUUUCGACGCUUGUGGCAUGCAGGAACUGCUCGAGUUUGACCGGGUCUCAGCGGGUUUGCUGAACUAGCUUAUAGCCCGUUUGUUUCGAGGAGUUGGGCCCUUUAUCAGUGGGAUCACUCAUUAAGAAGCAGUCUUUUGAUUUUGUAUUGAUAACCUAGAUCCCUUUACACAAACAAUUGCUGUUGAGAUACGACCACAUACUUUGUAGAGACUAAUUUGGGUCGUGGAAGAGUGACGUGUCUUGACAAGAUAUAUCCUUGAUACUUCGCCUGAAUGCCGGUAGAGUCUUU